Delphinapterus leucas (beluga whale) is the source of this 4553-nucleotide messenger RNA. NCBI's taxonomy places the organism in Eukaryota, Metazoa, Chordata, Mammalia, Artiodactyla, Monodontidae. The record is from RefSeq and is a predicted model, not a curated record.
AGGAGAGAGAGGAGGGCCGGGCGGCGGAGGGGAGGAGGCGCUGCGUGCCUCGCCUGCCAAAGGCAGAUCCGCCCCUCCGCCCGCGAGCUACAGCGCCCCGCGCGCGGCCACAGCGCUCCGCCCGAGCCGCCGCCAGAGAGCCGCGGGAAGCGGGGCUGCACGGGCGGCGGCGCCGCGCGUCCUCCCGGAGCCCUCCGCCUGCUGCCGGCCCCUGCUUUCCCUCCCGCGUCGGGCCCGGGGGCUCCGCGGCUGUUAGGGACCGCGGCGAAGAGGGAAGGACGGUCUUGCGUGCCGUGGAUGCUCCGCCCGGGAGAGACAGCAAGUUGUGAGUGCGCCCCGGCGCCGGGAGAGAAGGUGGCCGCCGCCCGCCAGCCAUGGACCAUCUUCCUUACUGCACAGGAUGGGAAGUUGAUGCCCAGUAAGACUGAAGAUCCGUUCUGUUAAUAGACACUCUCCCAUCACAGAACUGUGGAUUACCUGUGGGUCCCCGGUGGUUUCACACCUUCACUCCCUCCUGCAGACCCAGAACACUUACUUUGGGUCCUCUUUGCCCCAUCUGGUGAAAGAUGGCAUCCAGUCUGACUUGCACCGGGGUCAUCUGGGCUUUGCUCUCGUUUCUUUGUGCUGCCACCUCCUGCGUGGGGUUCUUCAUGCCUUACUGGCUCUGGGGAUCUCAGCUGGGCAAGCCUGUGUCCUUCGGUACUUUCCGGAGGUGCUCGUAUCCCGUGCACGAUGAGAGUCGGCAGACGAUGGUGAUGGUGGAGGAAUGUGGGCGCUACGCCUCCUUCCAGGGCAUCCCCAGCGCAGAAUGGAGGAUUUCUACCAUCGUGACAGGCCUGGGCUGUGGCCUGCUCCUGCUUGUGGCGCUCACCGCCCUCAUGGGCUGCUGUGUGUCGGAGCUCAUCUCCCGGACAGUGGGAAGAGUGGCUGGAGGAAUUCAGUUUCUGGGGGGCCUGUUGAUCGGUGCUGGCUGUGCCCUGUACCCCCUGGGCUGGGACAGUGAGGAGGUCCGGCAGACUUGUGGCUACAUUUCUGGCCAGUUUGACCUGGUUCCAUAUAUCCACCUAUAGCCCAAGAAGCAUCGAUUACUCUCCUUGUGACACUUGAAGCUGCUGGCCUUUGUCUAAUUCAACAGACUUCCUGCCUCAAGAGAGGUAAGAGGGUCUGAUUCAGGGGAGGGCAGGGGCCGAGAAAUAAGCCUUCUACUUAAACUAAGAUGCUGGGAGUGUCUGUGUGUGUGCUCUUAAUUUCAAAACACAGAGUCUACUUCUGGACAAAUAUCUAGCUAUAAGGAAUCUAUCUUAUCAUGAAUUCUAUAAACAUGGUGAUAAUAUUCUCCAAAUCUCAAACUGGGACAUAUCAUCUGGCUAAAGGAUUUUUUUUUUUUUGAUUUGUGGAGUCACUUAAUCUUUAUGAGCUAUACAUUAAUCCCAUUUAGUUAGUCAGUAAUGGAAAUCUUUUACUGGAGAAACUAGAAUUUUACAAAAAUCAUAACUGUACCAGGAAAGCUGGCACAGACAGUCAAUAUACAUGAUGCUACAUAGCGUUUAGAUUGCAGGCUCAUCCCAAAGACAGCUUUUGGUAUAUUUAUUAUUCUUAAACACCUGAUCCUUUGUAAUUCUCUUGUGAAUCCAGACCUUUUACACUCUGCCAGUUAUUUUUUAAAAAGCUUUUAUCACUCAAUUUACAUCAGUAAGUGAAACUGCAAGAUAGGUUUUUUUCUCCUUCAAAACUGUAGCUUUCCCCCUCUGAGACAUUGCACACAACCCUCUACAGCAUGAAUAUGUUUCAGAGUCAUGGGACUCCUUGCUGACCCAAGCCUUCCAAAAUUCAUGUGUGAUGCAGGAGUAGAGAAAGAAUUCAAAUCUGAAAGCCAAAUCUCUGAGUUUCCUGUGUUAUUUGAUAAAAUAUUAAAUUAGCAUUGUCCCUGUCAAGUUCUGGUUUAUUUUUAGGCAAUCAUGUGAGCAUAAAUGCCUACCACCUGUCCAGGAGAAGUGGGAGAGUGUACACUAUGUAAUCCUCCCAAUCAAGUCCCCAUAUCUGAGUCAGAGUUGGCUUGCAGUGGGAAAACAACAGGGCAGUUGAACCUGAUUAAAUAUGAGAACAUUGGCAAUGCAGAUUUGUAGGUCACCCCACUUUACACCUUCCCUGUCACCUUAUGCAGGGUAAAACCUGGGCCAUAAAUCCUUAAAAAAAUUCACCAUCUCAAGAAAUUUUAGUUUUUCCUUGCUUUUAAAAUGACUGUUAACUCACUUCCUUGAGCCUUUUAAUUUUCACUUCAUUAAGGAAAAAUACCUAAUUUAACAACUUGGGAACUUUGAGUUUCUACUAGACCUCUUCCUCAAUCCAUAACAAAAUUGUUUAUCAGACAAUUUCAACAGGACCAAAGUUUAUCCAAAAAGUUCUCUUACAAAGAGAGACCAAGGCUUUGAUUUCUUAUUGAGUAGAGUGCUGGUAAAUGUUUAACGACAUAGUAGUUGCCAAUUUCCAUGGUGUAAAUACUGCCCCCAUUGGCUGGCUUAGUUAGCAGUGUGUCACCAGGGAGUGCAGAGCUGGGUAGAGAUGAGAAAGCCAGUAAGAGCUGAUUUCAGCCCAUCCCUGAGUUUAUCCCCCUAGUCUACUUGUUCCCAAAUUUUGGGGUGAAUCACUAUCACUUUUAUUAAAAGUACAGAGGUUGAUGCAGAUUUCUGGUGCUGAGGCCAGAGCAUCUGUAUAUUUAACAAGUUUCCCAGGUGAUCCUGAUACUGCAGUCUGAGCUCUCGUUCUUAUGUUCAUUCCUAUAUAAGGCUAGUCUUGUAUUAUGUAGUAUUGCCAUUCCUGAUCAAGAACUCUACAUUUUCAUGAAAUACAUUUUCAUAGCACACAAUUCACUAAGAUAUUACUAAAAGAGACUAAAUUCACUAAGCUGUAAUGAAAAUAGAUUCUAAUGUUCAGAAUGAAUAAUGAUCGUCCUAUUCACUUUGAUAUAAUAGACUGUAUUCAGCUCAUUACUAUUCAUUAUCUGGAUUGUAAAAUAUGCUAUGGAAAGCCAGAUUCCAUAUAUUUUAGAAAUUAGAUGAAAUCUUUAUGGAGCACAUAAAUAUGCUUAUCCUCGAGUCGUGAGAAAUAUUUGCAUCAGACAUUUUCUUUGUAAAAGUGAUUUACGUGACAGCUACCUUUGCUCGCCAUCAAUUUUCUUCCAACAGGAUUAUGCCAAGUGCGUAGUGAAUCUAAUGUUUUGUUUAUGACAAAAAAUUCAGAUAAAUAUACCAACUUCCUCUGAAAAUGUUUGGGUGAUUUUCAAAAAGGCUUUGUGGGGUAAUUUUAUUCCUUUUCAGGAAUGAAUGAGUGCAUUUCAUUGGAGAUGAUUUCACUGCUUUAGAGCUAAACUUUUUCGAAAGACUGCAUUCACUUCACAGAUAUCUACCAAGCCAUAUUCUUUAAAGGAGUUUAAAUCAAAUUGGGGUUAAGAAUUCCUUCUAUUAACAAUUACAGAAACAUACAGGAGGUAUUUGAAAACCGUGGCUGGUACUGAUCGCUGCGUGUACGUUCCAGGUUGUUUGUUGGGAGAGACAGACAUGUAAAUAAUCACCUUUGAGGGUGACAAAUGCUGGGAGACAGUGACUAAGGUUUCCCUGAUGAGUCAGGACAGCUUCACAAAGAGGGUGACAUGUGAUCUGCAGGAUAAUUCGGAGUAAGGAAAGUGGAAGCAGAGAGGGCGUUUCAGGCUUCGGAGGAAUGAGACCCAGGCACCUGGCUCAAGAAAAGAGACUUUCAAAUUGUUCAUUUGAGUAAUAAGUACUCUCCUACUCUGGACAGAACUGUGCUUGACACUUGGGGGAAGAAGAGUAAAUAAGUGGUAUGGCCCCAACCCUCAAGGUGUUCAUGUGCCUGAGACUUGCAAAUAUUGGAGAAGGAAGGGGAAACGACACAAGCAAAUGCCACGGGGUGCAUCACAGAUACUAAGUGAUGGGGGGUUAUUGUAAAAGGAUAAGAGAGAUGUGGGCUGACAGUGUUUAGGGAAGUCUUUCUGGGUUAAAGGUAUUUGGACAAGAGAAGCAGCAUUUAAACAAACAACACAAAGCAAACAAGCAAACUGGUGAGAGAACAGGUUGCAUGGGUGACAGGAGGAAAAUUAGUGCGACCAGAAUAGGGCAUCCUGGUGAGCAGGGUGGAGGGUAGGAGGAGGGUGUGGUGGAAAGCAUGUAAUUUGGAGUCCUGACUUAGCUUGAGACUGGUCAAGGAUUGGGGGGAAAAUGGAAAAAAAAAAAAGGCUUUAUUUUUUCAGAGUCUCAGAGUCUUUAACAAUAGAAUGGGUCUAGUAAAACCUACCUCACAGGCUUGUGAGGAUCAAAUGAGGCAAUUUAUGUGAAAACAUUUUGUAAACUGCUAUGUACUAUAAAUAUGGGGGUGAUUAUCAAUGGAUGGGAUUCUUGAACACUGGUUCCUUUCUAAGAAGCCACAGCCCGUGCCUGGGUAUUUCAGCUUUCAUGAAUGGCAUUUUUCAGCGUGAAGAUAUACAUUGUUUGCCACAUUUAGAUCUUCCCUCCGAGAGCCAACCUCAGAACCAAAAC